This is a messenger RNA of Bicyclus anynana (squinting bush brown), 6706 nucleotides long. RefSeq names its product zinc finger protein 271-like. The record is from RefSeq and is a predicted model, not a curated record. The transcript is spliced from 9 exons. Gene Ontology annotation, biological process: regulation of transcription by RNA polymerase II. Gene Ontology annotation, molecular function: zinc ion binding; DNA-binding transcription activator activity, RNA polymerase II-specific; RNA polymerase II cis-regulatory region sequence-specific DNA binding. NCBI's taxonomy places the organism in Eukaryota, Metazoa, Arthropoda, Insecta, Lepidoptera, Nymphalidae. Bases 4062 to 6377 code for a protein of 771 amino acids. Gene Ontology annotation, cellular component: nucleus.
AGCAAUGCUGUGAAUGUUACUGAUGUUGUAUAAAACAAUGUAUGUCAUAAUUUUUUUAACAAAAAAAAUGGAACUGACUUCAAAGAUCUAUUUCAGUUAUUUUGAUUUUAACACUAAACCGAUAUUCAUGAAAAUGAAAUGGGACCAAUCUGGAAGUACUUUAAACAGAGUUUAAAAGUACUUCCAGAUUGGUCCAAUGGUGAUGGUGGUGGUGAUUGGUGUUUUGAUUAUUAUUCCACAUUAAUGUGUUGAUUAGUCUUCAUUUAAUACUAUGUAUAAUUUUUUUUAAAGAAUAUUUGCCAUAUCUUUUAUUAUAUGACCAAUAUUCCCAUUCCCCUCCAACUAGUCGACAGAGACUGUGCUAGGAGUGGGUACGACAAUACACCAACUGGGCGGGGAUUGAACCACCACCCCUCGGUGAAGAGUCCAGCUUCACCGUUGAGUUAUUUAUAUAUAAACUAGCGGAUGCCCGCGACUUCGUCCGCGUGAAACUCGAUGUAAACUUUCAACUACCGCUACCCUACCCCUACCCUACCCCUACCCUACCUCUACCCUACCCCUACCCUACCCCUACCCCUACCCUACUCCUACCCAACCCUACCCCUACCCUACCCCUACCCUACCCCUACCCCUACCCCUACCCUACCCUACCCCUACCCCUACCCUACCCCUACCCCGUUUUCUAAUUAUUAUUAAUAUGAACUUUAUACAAUAACAAUAAAGCUCAAAUUGACUACGUUUUAGUUACAAAUCAUUUGUAUGUAUAGUUUUUAAUUAACAAAUAAAAUAUAAGGGUUGAUCGUAGAGGGGUGAAAAUUUAGGGUUGUAUGUAUUUUGUAUGCUGUGUCAUAAAAAAAUAAAAACAAAAAAUUUUGCCUAAAAAAUAAAAAAAAAAAUUUAGGGGUGGACUACCCUUAACAUUUAGGGGUUUGAAAAAUAGAUGUUGGCCGAUUCUGAGACCUACUAAAUAUGCACAAAAAAUUUCAUCAAAAUCGGUCGAGCCGUUUCGGAGGAGUUCAAUGUCGAACACCGCGACACGAGAAUUUUAUAUAUUAGAUAGUGUUGGAGAUGAUUAUUGUCAUCAUAUGUAUGUUGCAUAACAGCUGAGUUUUCUUGCCUUUCUUUCUCAGCAGUUAGUAAGUUAUGAACGGGCUCAGUAAAAGAAAGUAUAACAAUGGAUAAAUAAAGAUCAUUUUAAUUUUAAUUUAUGAAAUACCCUCUAAUAAGUAAUGUUUAACCCAAGUAGUCAGUUGAAAUAAGUAGUAAGGUCCUAAAGUCUCCUCUCAGAAUGAGAGGGGUAAGGCUAAUAGUCCACCACGCUGGCCCAAUGCGGAUUGUCAGACUUCAUACACACAGAGAAUUAAGAAAAUUCUCAUGUACGCAGGUUUCCUCACGAUGUUUUCCUUCACCGUUUGAGACACGUGAUAUUUAAUUUCUUAAAAUGCACACAACUGAAAAGUUGGAGGUGCAUGCCACGGACCGGAUUCGAACCCACACCCUCCAGAAUCGGAGGCAGAGGUCCUCAUAUCCACUGGGCUCUCACGCUCAUCCAUCAUCAUCAAAUGAGUAGUAAUAAUAGUGAUUUAUUAUUGAGACAAUAAUAUGCACUUUCUAGUUACAGUUUUACUCGUUAUUAGUAGUGAACUAGCGGACGCCUGCGACUUCGUCCGCGUGGAAUUUAGUUUUUCACAAAUCCCUCGGGAACCAUGGAUUUUUUGAAAUGAAAAAGAAGACUAUAUGUUACUCCAUGCUAUAAUAUAUCUCAAUACCAAAUAUCAGCUAAUUCGGUACAGUAGUAGAGGCGUGAAAGAGUAACAAACCUUCAUAUCAUCACAAUCAUCAGUUUUCGCCAAUCUCGGGAAACCAUAGAUUUUUUGGGAUAAAAAAAUAGCAUAUGUGUUAAUCCAGACUAAACCUAUUUCUAUUCCAAAUUUUAGCCAAAUCGCUUCAGUAGUAGCGGCGUUAAACAUCCAAACAAACAGCCAUACAAACUUUCGCAUUUAUAAUAGUAGUUGAAUUUAGUUAUCCUGACAUUUACUUAUUUAUUUGUCAAUUGAUAUUAUGAUAUGAUAUAUUUAACAUUAUAGCUAUUUUCUGCUAACACGCUCCUGUCACAAGCCGCCCUAAAGUCUUGCAGUGGCGUGUGCAAGGCCUCAAACUAGGGUAGGCAUUACACUGUGUGAUUGUAAUAUUAAUGUUACAAAUAAAAUAAAAUUGUUGCACACCACACUAGGUUACAAAAAAUUAAUAAUUCUUACAAGAGCAAUUGCAUACGUUUUUAUAUUAAACUGCCACAAACCACUGGCAUGUCUCUCAAUAAUUUCAAAGUUUUUAUUAAAUGUAAGCUCAUAGAAAAGUCGUAUUAUAGUUUUAAUGAUUACGUAAACGACAAAAUUGCUUGGAAAUGAAAUGUAUUACAUGACAGGCUACUUUUAUACCUAUCGUUAAAUUGAGAUAAACUAAAAAAAAGAUAAACCUGGCUGAGUUUGUUGUGGGCUCUUCUCGGACCAAGGCGCCCUCGUAAUUUUAAUUUUAAGAUUUCGAAUAAUUAUUAUCACCAAUAACAUAAGUUUAAUAUUACCUGACGUUUCGAAAGAGCUUGUAAACUAAGCCUAUUUCAAAUAAUUGAAUUUUGAGUUUGAGUUUGAAAAGUUUUACUGUCGGGAAAUUAAAAAUUACGCGGAAUAAGGAUUUAAGGAUUUUCUUCCCGAAUCUGUGGAAUUUCACUUUGAUAUCCAGGAAAUUUGGACAAUAGACAUUGGUAACACUGCUCUACACGCAUCUUUGUACUCCUAAAUACUAGAACUCAUAACCGUAAAGCCAGUAUAUAAAAAAUCAUCCCAUAACAUAAUCAAAUCCCAUAACAUAAGACAAACUGUUAUUUUUACUGACUCCCUUAGCUGCUUAUAUUCCAUUAGGGAAAAUCCUUUUAGGAGUAAGUCAAAAUUUCCUAUUAUACUACAGAUUAGGGAAGCUUUGUUCUCGUGUCAUCAAUUUGGUUUGUCUAUAUUUCUAGCAUGGAUACCCAGCCACUCCGGUAUUUCUGGUAAUGAAUCUGCGGACUCUUGUGCUAAGGCAGCUGUACAACUUGGCUCAUUGGAACAUUUUAAAAAUUAUUCACAUGACCUUAGUACCUUAGCAAAAAAUCAUUUAGACAAAUCUUGGCAAACACUUUGGAACCAUUCAAAAACAUUUAAAGAAUGUGACUAACAACCACACUAACAAAAAAAAAAAAUCCGCUAUUUAUAGUGUCAAAAUUAAGCUGAAUAAUAAUCAAUUCUUGAUUCCCAGCUUACACCGAUCAACCUCUAAAAGUGUGUCUUCCUUACCACGCGACAUUGGCGAAGUAAAUUGUACCCAGUUGGUACAGCAGCAAGCCAUAAAAUCAAAAAUUGAAUUGAAUUGAGCUCUUCAAGUCAAGUCACCACCAAGUCACUGUCAAAUUGUCAUUUUUGUCACCUUAGCUGUCAAAUAUUUACGAAAUUCGAUUCGAUUUCGCCGUCGUAUUAAAUUGUUAUUGAUCUAUUUAAAAUAAAUUGUCGUAACGCGGAUUUUUAAUUAAAUCGUAGAAAUUAAGAAACACAUUACUAAAAACAGAAAGCCGAAAAGUAUCUCGUAGUUUAGUAAAGCUAAAAUCACGUUGCUAUUUAUCUCGUGAAACGUGAAGUGUUGCAUGAAUUUUGUGGUAAUUAAAUUAUAGAAUAAUAUUAACUGAUCUUAGGUGUUUCCUUUUAACGGUGGAGACUGGAGUAGUUUAUAGUGAGCUCAAAAAGCAGUAUCAGUUGAGGACUACUUGUAUUUAUUGUAUUCGUGACGAAGAACGACACACCAACGAUGCGGUGCUGCGUGCUUUUCUGCAAAAAUACUUCAGAUAAUGUGUCGACAUCUGAGAGAAACGGAAUUACCUUUCAUGCGUGAGUACAAUUAUUUAUCUCAUGAAUUUCGGCCAUAGACGUCAACCUCACAGACAACUUUACAAGUCUUGGUCAACCAGUCUUAUUCUGUCUACUAAGAUCUAAAAGCUACCGUAAUGUGUGUAGGUAAACUUGUGUAUAUCGUGAAUGUUCACCUCCAGCUUACCCAGUGAAGGCAAUCUCCGUACUGCUUGGCUCAGAGCCCUCGGCACACAAGACCAUCACCUGCCCGACCCUGCUGUGGUCUGCUCCCAGCACUUUCUGGAGGACGACUUUUGUACAACAGAGAGUUGUGUGAGACAGAUUAAUUCUCAUGCUAUUCCUUCAACAGUGCAGAUGUGCAGGAUAUGCCUGGACUCUGACAGCAAGCUGUUUCUAAUGAGUAAACACAAGUUGGAGGAGGCAUAUCAACAGCUGACUGGACUGUCUUUGUUUCAGCUGUGUCGUGGAACAAACCUGAAGCAAAUGCUCUGUGUGCUGUGUGCUCAGAGAUUGAUUAACUUCAGCAGAUUUAGAGACUUGUGCUUGAGAGCCCAUUCACUGAUGACAGACUUACUUGAACAAGAUGAAUUUAUUACUAUACAACAUAAGGAAUUGAUGAACUGUGCAACAAAACAUCUGCGGUGUAACUUAACGCGGACAACAUUAGGAGCUGACUGCUGUGACUUGUACAUAGAUCACACUGAUGAAGAGGAACAGACGGCAGCAGAAGAAUCUGUGGUGGGAGAUGGUGCUACACUUAUGCUGAAGCGUGAAGACAGUUCUGACUCCAUGUCAAAUGCUGAUAACUCAGAAUUGGUUCUUGAAGAUGACACUCAGAAAGACAAUUCCAACAAUGAGUGUGUAUCUGAAGAUGAAUACACUGACGUGAGCAUAAAGUUGGAAUCAAUGCUAGUGGAUGAAGCUAUACGUGAAGCUCUUGGUAGGAAAGUAGCAGUCACAGAACAUGUGACCGAGUCAGAGAGUUACAUAAAGAGUGAAAGUACUGUCUUUGGGUGCACAUUAUGUUUUGCAGACUUUGUGCAAGAAGAUGCAUACAAUGAACAUAUGAUCAUGUAUCUCCAGAACGGCGCAUGUGAUGCAUCACAAGUGUGCGAGCCUCGUGCAGCUGUGAGCCGCAGCUGUGACUCACUCGUGCUGCAGAACAAGACAGGAAGUCCGAGGCUGAAUGAUGCCCCUCCCCCGGCUGCAGGCUGCGCUCAGGCGACAGUCGCUCCACUGUCCGGGAGACUUGCGGCGAAAGACAUCAAAGUCGAGGCGACUGAGGAAGCAGCUGCGACCUGUAAAAGGGAACAAAUCCUUGAGACUGACAUUGGUGAACUGGACAACCAGUUGUCUCUAAGCAACGUCGUAAAAAGCACAAAUUGUGUAGUACCGAUAAAUAAUAAUUUCAAGAAACCUAAGAAAACUUUACUAGGUGAGAAUGCACGCGUGAAAAUCCACACUGGUGCGAAGGCUUACUCAGAGGCAUGCAAUUAUAAAAAUGAAAACGAAAAUCAUUUAUUAAUACGCAAAACCCACACAGGCGAUAAACCUUAUUCCUGUGAGUUGUGCAGUUAUAAAUCUGCAGAUAAAAUCGCUCCACUGUCCGCGAGACUUGAAGCAAACGACUACAAAGUGCAGGCAACUGAAGAAGUAGCUGCGACCUGGAAAAGUGAACAAAUCCUUGAGACUGACAUUGGUGAACUGGACAACCAGUUGUCUCAAAGCAACAUCAAAACAUUAUGUAUGUAUGACAUACAUAGAUUAACAAAUUGUGUAGUACGGUUAUUUGAUAUUUUCAAGAAACCCAAGAAAACUGUACUAGAUCAGAAUCCACGCGUGAAAACCCACACUGGUGCAAAGCUUUACUCUUGUGAUACAUGCAAAUAUAAAACUGCAAACAGCUACAAUUUUUCAAGACAUAAGAGAACCCAUACUGAUGAAAAGCCUUAUUCCUGUGAGACAUGCAAUUUUAAAACAGCCGACAGAAGUAUUUUAUUAAGACAUAAAAUAAGCCACACUGGCGAAAAACCCCAUUAUUGUGAGAUAUGCAAUUUUAAAUGUAUACAGAAAAGUAAUUUAUUAAUGCACAAAAGAAGCCACACUGACGAAAAGCCUUAUAGUUGUGAUAUAUGCAAUUAUAAAUGUUUACGAAAAGCAGAUUUAUUAAGACACAUAAUAACCCACACUGGCGAUAAGCCUUACUCUUGUGAGACGUGCAAUUAUAAAACUGCAAACAGCUAUAAUUUUUUAAGACAUAAAAGGACCCACACUGGUGAGAAGCCCUAUUCCUGUGAGACAUGCAGUUUUAAAACGGCCGAUAAAAGUAUUUUAUUAAGACAUAAAAGAAGCCACACUGUCGAAAAGCCUUUUUCUUGUGAUACAUGCAAUUAUAAAACUGCAAGGAAAAGUCAUUUAUUAAAACACAAAAGAACCCACACUGAUGAAAAGCCUUUUCGUGAGAGAGAAGCAAUGCUGUGAAUGAAAAUGAUUUUGUCUGCAUAUCGCUGUCUCGCACAUCUCAUCGCAAAAGUAAAGAAAGUGAUGUUUAUGCUAUCUCUGUUGUUGCACAAUGUGUACACAAAAUGAUCUGUGCUGAACCAGUGGCGUGCACAGGUGCAGCAAUGCACUGCUUACCCGAACACUCAUUACGAACCUGUAUCUCCAAUUUGUACGCACUAUGCCUACCCUAGUUAGAGACCUUAUGCACGCUACUGUGCACAACAGAACAAGCGUACAAUUACAAAUACCUAGACUUACAGGGCUGGUUAAAUAAAAGCUUAUAAAAAAAAAGUAUUGAUGUUUCAUUA